Messenger RNA from Epinephelus moara (kelp grouper), 1331 nucleotides. RefSeq names its product nuclear cap binding protein subunit 2 (gene ncbp2). The record is from RefSeq and is a predicted model, not a curated record. Gene Ontology annotation, biological process: mRNA cis splicing, via spliceosome. Lineage: Eukaryota; Metazoa; Chordata; Actinopteri; Perciformes; Serranidae. Bases 302 to 796 code for a protein of 164 amino acids. Gene Ontology annotation, molecular function: RNA cap binding. Gene Ontology annotation, cellular component: nuclear cap binding complex. The transcript has 5 exons.
UUCGACACAAGUUAUUGUUGAUCCCGAAAUCUGAGUUCCGGUUAAGUGUUGUUAGUUUAAGUAAAAGCGCAGCAUGCGUUUGUGGAGAGAGAUCUAAAAAACACACCUUUUAUUUUAAAUAUAAUGUACAUUAAACAGAAUUAGGAAAUGAAAACCAUACCAACAGGCGGCGCCAUGCCGGUAAUGUAGACAUCUCAUAUCAACAUGUUCCACCCGGAGCUCUUCAGAGGACCGACACAUAAACCGGAACCUAUCGUAAUACUUGAAUACCUGCGGAGCGACUUUCUGCGAGUUUUUCACAAUGUCUGUGAAGUUAAAUGCGUUGAUUAGCGACUCUUACGUUGAUAUAAGUCAAUACAGAGACCAGCAUUUUAAGGGUAAUCGCUAUGAACAGGAGAAGCUGCUGAAGCAGAGCCACACUUUAUAUGUUGGGAAUCUCUCCUUCUACACCACCGAGGACCAGGUACACGAGCUGUUUUCUAAAAGUGGAGAUGUGAAGCGCAUCAUCAUCGGACUGGAUAAAGUCAAGAAGACAGCCUGUGGAUUCUGCUUCGUAGAGUACUACACACGUGCAGGCGCAGAAAAUGCGAUGCGCUUCAUUAAUGGCACACGGCUGGAUGACCGUAUCAUCAGGACAGACUGGGACGCCGGCUUCAAGGAGGGACGGCAGUACGGACGUGGCAAAUCUGGAGGACAGGUGAGAGAUGAGUACAGGCAGGACUACGACCCAGCCAGAGGCGGCUAUGGUAAGCUGGCUCAGCAGCAUCGACCAACAGAGGGACGCAAUAGUUUUUAGACUGAACCCCACCACAGCAGUCUGCCUGGACUACACAAAGCCCCACCUUCAGUCCUGAACCAGAUGGAUUCUCAAACAAUGCCACUUUAUGCCAUCACAGACUGUUUGUCCCAAAUCUACCAUCAAAACUCUACAGCAGGUCUGCAUGGACCAUUGGACCCGAGAAAUUAGCAGCUGUUAUUUAUUUCCUUUGUUUUCUUUUCUGACUGCCUCUCUGACCUUUCAUACCUGCUAUCAGUCGACAUGGUAUCAUGGGCCAAACCCCAAAGUUUUUGUGAAGAAUAGAAAUACCAUCAAUUCUGCUGUUGACUGGAAAGGUUAUACAGUAGUAACAUGUAGUGUCUGGGUUGAUGAUGUAUCAGAUAUCAAGUAAAAAUGAACAUGUUGAGUCUCUUUGUCAGGUUAAAAUAAUACUCUGCUGAAGAAAUAGAAGCUCUGUUCAAGGAAGCAUUCUCAUGUUACCUUACUGAUUUACUUUGUGUCACAAAUUAGGUAUAUGCUUUUUUUAAAUAAAGAUUUUUUUUUUUCUUUUUAA